Messenger RNA from Microdochium trichocladiopsis, 1983 nucleotides. RefSeq lists its product as uncharacterized. The transcript has a single exon. Gene Ontology annotation, biological process: proteolysis. The record is from RefSeq and is a predicted model, not a curated record. NCBI's taxonomy places the organism in Eukaryota, Fungi, Ascomycota, Sordariomycetes, Xylariales, Microdochiaceae. Gene Ontology annotation, molecular function: peptidase activity. The coding region runs from base 1 to 1983 and encodes 660 amino acids.
AUGGCCUCGACUCUGGUAUCCGCGGUUCUGACGGCCGGCUUGUGGCUUCCACAGCUCGUCAGGUCCGCUCCGCUCUCAGCAACUGGCGACCCGUUUGCGGUGCUCGAUCCUCAGAAUUGGGUGAACCCGGACAACAUGACAUGGGAUGACUAUGUGCGCCCUCCAGGAACGAACUGGGGAGACGCCUCAAAGCGAGGCUCGAUCCGCAACUUCAACAUCGCCCUCGUCGCCGUGGACUACCCCGACAUGCCAUUUGUCAUCACCCAACCACCAGAGUCGACCGUAUUCAAGAAUCCGCAACCGGUUGUAUCAGCAAUUGAGCGCGACCAGGUCCCCGCUUUCUAUAGAGACCUCCUGAACACCCAAAACGAGCUCAACCGUGGUCAUACGCUACAUGAGUACUGGAUGGAGGACUCUUCUGGUCGGUACGGUGUGGACUUGACUGCAUUCGGUCCCUACAAGUUGCCCGCCAAAUCAUACCAAUACGGUGUCGACACGGGAGGCUUCAAUCCUGGAGCAUGUCCAACCGGCGAGCGGUGCUCAGUCAACAUUCGCACUGACGCCCUUGGUGCGUGGCGUAACGCAAUCGGCAGUGGAAACGCCAGCUCGUACGAAUUGGUCUUUAUCCUCUCAGCCGGCCAGGAUGAGUCAUCCACCUGGCAAGAAUUUGGAGAGAUGAUGUUUCAGACCAAGGAGGACGUUUCAGACGACUUUGGACCACCGGAUGUCAAUCUGACGAACUACGCAAAAACGAGAUACGUAGAGUGGACGUCAUGGGCUGCGGCCUCCACAAUUUGGCCCAACGCAGGGUCUGGCUCGUCAACACAGGCAGAAAGCUCCGGAAUGGGCACAUAUGCCCACGAGUUGAGUCAUCUGCUCGGUAUCGGCGACAACUAUGCAAACAGCUUUGUGGGACGGCGAGACUAUAUGGGCCCCUUCGCCAUGUUAAGCCGCGGAUCCUUCAAUGGCCCAGGAGGUCCGCACACUCGAUGGCACAUUCCAGCACAGAAUGGCGGGGCACUGGGAUCUCUCCAUACUGUCCGUGAAAAGACCCAGCUUGGACUCCUCAACGCCUCUGAGAUCCUUACUGUCUCUCGUGAACAACUUCCCUCACUUGGCCUCAUCGUCACCGAGCUCAUCGCGCGAUCCGUCCAGCCAGGGGACGAUCACCUCGUUAGUCUAAAGAUCUCGCUUGACAAGGACCUAUCGUCGUGCGACUACCAGAACGACCCGCUUUGCGACGGGGGAAAUUUCGAGGCGUAUGAAUUGGAGGUCAUUGACCGCAUGGGAGCGGACUCCUUCACCACAGAUUCGGGUGUCAUGAUCACCAAGACCAGACGGACUGGAACUCCCUUCCAAUGGAUCAUUGAUGCAAACCCUCAAGAUAUCGGACUGGUUGACUUCUAUCGUCCCGAUGGAAGUCCCGCGAUGGUCACAAUUGGCGACUACCGGCAGAUGUCUGACGCACUGUUUCAUGCAGGCACACGUUCAGGCAGCGAGUUCGAGUAUGUUGACGAGGCCAACCGCAUACACCUGUAUAUUCUCGAUGUUCGCCGUGACGAGUCAGGCGUCUUAUUCUACACGGUUGGUGCGCGAUCACUAGAUGGUGCCGGGCCAAUCAGCCCUGGUGUUGACCUUACAGAUGGCAUCGCUUCUGGAGCUUCUGCGCUCGCCCCUGGCCUAUCCUGUGCUUUCGAACUGACCAAUCCCGGAUCUUCCGCCGGGACCGACGGGCCUGACCAAGCACUGACAUCUGCUCUGCAGUCAGACAUCUACCGCUUAUCAGUUGCAGUCGAGGGCGAUGGGUGGCGUGCUGUGCUGCCGAAUGAGCUGGCUACUGCCCGCUUUGGGGAGCGGGUUGUGGUCAAUGUUGCUGUCGGUGCCGAGACCGGCGCUACUAGUGACGCUAUCGUGCAUUUGACUGUCAUUUCCGAAUCCGACUCAUCCGUAUCAGCAACAAAAGAUUGUAAGGUUCGGCUGUGA